Messenger RNA from Sarcophilus harrisii (Tasmanian devil), 4538 nucleotides. Its product is annotated as zinc finger protein 260-like. The transcript has 5 exons. The record is from RefSeq and is a predicted model, not a curated record. Gene Ontology annotation, biological process: regulation of DNA-templated transcription. NCBI's taxonomy places the organism in Eukaryota, Metazoa, Chordata, Mammalia, Dasyuromorphia, Dasyuridae. The coding region runs from base 170 to 2284 and encodes 704 amino acids.
AGCUCUGAGGGAAGAAUAUGUUUUAAGAGACAGCAGUGACCUGAGGUUCUUCCACAUUUCAGGAAAGCUGAAAGAGGAGUGGAUCCUGUCCUUGCUGGUGCUGAAGCCUGCCUGGGAGCUCAACGACCAAGAGUGAGAGGAGGGAGUGACUUGGAAAAGUUGAACCAAAAUGGCUGGAAGGAGAGCCAUACCUUUCCUGGACCCUAUCCAUCCCCUAGAGGAGGCAGAAAGAGUUGUUGUGCUCCAGACAGUCCAAUCCCAGGAAUCCAUGACAUUCAAGGACGUGGCCGUGGACUUCACCCCCCAGGAGUGGGUACAGCUGAACCCUGCUCAGAAGGCACUGUACAGGGAAGUGAUGCUGGAGAACUUCAAGAACCUGGUCUCCUUGGGCUUUCCAGUAUUUAAACCUGAAGUGAUCUCCCAUUUGGAGCAAGGGAAGGAUCCUUGGGCCCAAAAGAGAAGCAGCUCUGGAGACAUCUGUCCAGAUUGGGAGACAAGGUCUAAGACCAAGGUGUCAUCUCUCAUGAAGGAUAUUCCUGAAAAAAAAUCAUACUGGGGCAAGAUUAUAGAAAAACUCAAAAAGAAUGGUUCCAGGAAUUCUAUGGUGGGAGAGGCAUGGGAAAGCAGAGAGUUUAAGAUGCAACAGAGAAACGAAGAGAGACAUUUGAGGCUAAUGGCAGUCACCCACAAGAAAGCAUCUCCUGGAGAAUCAGACCAUGAAUUAGGAGGAAACACCAAUAUGAAGUCAGUUCUGAUUGACCAGACCAAAGGCAAGAGGCUUCUCUCACCUGGUGCUUCUGAAGCAAGCUUGAGAGAAAAGGACUCAGACCUAGUUCGGCACCAGAGGAAACUAUAUAAGUGCCUUGGUUAUAAAAAGGACUUUAAAUACUGCUCUGCUUUUAUCCAACAUCAAAAGAUUCACACUGGGAAGAAACCCUAUGAGUGUAACAAGUGCAGAAAAGCCUUCAGUGACAGUUCAUCCCUUAUUAAACAUAAAAGGACUCACACUGGGGAAAAGCCCUAUGAGUGUCAUGAAUGUGGGAAAACCUUUAGUGUCCAGUCAUCCCUUACUACCCAUCAGAGAAUUCACACUGGGGAAAAACCCUAUGAAUGUAAUGACUGUGGAAAAACCUUCAGUGUCCGAUCAUCCCUUACUAUCCAUAAGAGAAUUCACACUGGAGAAAAGCCCUAUGAAUGUAAUGACUGUGGAAAAGCCUUCAGUGUCCGAUCAUCCCUUACUAUCCAUAAGAGAAUUCACACUGGAGAAAAGCCUUAUGAAUGUAAUGACUGUGGAAAAACUUUCAGUGUCCGGUCAUCCCUUACUAUCCAUGAGAGAAUUUACACAGGGGAAAAAGCUAAUCAGUACAGUGGGAAGACCUUUGGUCAGAGCUCACAUCUCGUUCUUCACCAGAAGAUGCAUACUGGAGAGCAGCCUUAUGAAUGUAAUGUAUGUGGAAAAGCCUUCAAUAACAGUUCAUUCCUUACUAAACAUCAGAGAAUUCACACAGGAGAGAAGCCCUAUCAAUGUGACAAAUGCAGGAAAUACUUUAGUGACAGGUCAUCACUGACUAAACAUCAAAGAAUUCAUACUAGGGAGAAACCUUAUAAAUGUCAUGACUGUGGGAAAGCUUUCAACCAUAGCUCUCUCCUUAAAAAGCAUAGGAGGAUUCACACUGGGGAGAAACCCUACAAAUGUAAUGAGUGUGGGAAAACAUUCAGACAGAAACUAAACCUUACUCUACAUCAGAGAAUUCACACUGGAGAAAAACCUUAUGAAUGUAGUGAAUGUGGGAAAGCUUUCAGUGAUUGCUCGUUCUUUAUCAAGCAUCAGAGGAUUCACACUGGAGAAAAACCUUAUGAAUGCAGUGAAUGUGGGAAAGCCUUCACGUGGAAUGAACAGCUUACUCUACAUCAGAGAGUUCACACUGGGGAGAAGCCCUAUGAAUGUAAUCAAUGUGGCAAAGCCUUCAGCCAGAGUCCACACCUUAUUCGACAUCAAAGAAUUCAUACAGGAGAGAAACCUUAUAAAUGUAGGGAAUGUGGGAAGGCCUUCAGCCAAAGCUCAUCCCUUACAAAACAUAUGAGAACUCAUACUGGAGAGAAGCUUUAUAAGUGCAAUGAAUGUGGCAAAGCCCUGAGUCAGAGCUCAUCCUUGGCCAAACACAUAAGAACUCAUACUGGAGAGAAACAUUAUAAAUGUAGUGAGUGUGAGAGAGGUUUCAACAAUAGACUGUCCUUUAUUAAACAUCAAAGAAAGCAUGUGGAAGAGAAACUCUGUACAUAAAGGGAAGCCCAUCGAACGCCAGCUCAACUGGCACAAAAUAACAAAAUAUCGAAAAAUUCAGACCAGUGAGAAAAACUAUGAGAAGAAAUAACAUGAUAAAUCUUUGGGACAGUUCAGCCUUUAUUAAUGUGAAAAAAAAAUUUUUACCAGAUAGAAAUUUCAUUAAUAAAGUGACUUUAUCAAAUGUUUAUCAAGCACUUAAGAAAGCAGUAAGUGCAAGGAGAAAGGGGGAUUACAGAGAAGAAUAAAUAAGGUAGGGAAAGUGAUUCAAGAUGCAUUUAUUGAAUGCCUACUGUGUACCAGGCACUAUUCUAAGCACUGAUGAUACCAGAAAGACAAAGAAGAGCUCCUGCUCCCAGCGCAGUUAGCAUAGUACUAAGGAACACUGGAUUUACCAGAAGACCUAGUUCAAAGCCCAAUUCAGCCAUUUAGUAAGAAUGACCUUAUUAGAGUACAUAUCUCCCUCAGUUUCAAAAAGAAAUCAGACUCAAUCUUCUCUAAGUUUUCUUCUGAAUCUACAAAUAUUUUUAUCUUUAGCACUUUGAGACUCACAAAGGACUUUCCUCACCAACCUUUGAUGUAGGUAGUCAGUAAACAUUUAUUAAGCACCUACUGUGUACUAGGCCCUGUGCCAAGCACCGAGAAUACCAAGAAAGGUGUAAGAAGCCUAUUCUCAAAAAGCUUCCAGUCUGAUGGGGAAGAGAAAGCAUGCAAACAAGAUAUUUGCAGGAUAAAGCACUACUAUUACCUCCAUUUCACAGAUGAGGAAAUUGAGAGGUUAAUGAAUCAAUCAAGUCACAUAGCUUGUACAGCUCUCAGAGUCAGGAUUGGAAUCCAGAGCACCAUUCCACUAACUUAGAAAGAGUUGUUACCUGGUUCUAGAAUCAUAGCACCUGAAAUCCAAACCACCUGAAAACCAAUCCUGAGGCUGCCUACCUGUGUGACCUGAUGCAAGUCAUUAACCACUCAGUAUUUCAGUUUCCUCAUAUGUAAAGUGACAGGCUUGGACUAGCCUAGGAAUUAAUAAUGGAGCAGGUUCCAGAUUAGGAGCUUGGAAGUAAAUGAGUUAAAAUGUAAGUGAAGAUAGGGUAGCUGAGACUCGGUCUUUUCCUCUUUCUCUUGGCCUUGUACUUAUAGAUAUUCAUAAAUCCUUGGUAAAUGGAAGAAUGAGUAUUUUCAUGGAAGAUAAUAGCUAUUUCUCUUAAUAAUAAAGCAAUCCUUUUUAACAUGCUAAUGCAUAUAGGAGCUUCUGAAUCCUUGAAAAGGGACUGGAGAUGACACAAAAGAGAGAGGGCCUUCCAGCUGAGCUAGGAAAGAUAAUAACAUUGAAGCCCUAAGAAGGCUUUUUAUAAACUUGAAGGACUGGAGGAAGAUGGAGGAUAAAAAGGCAUAAAGGGAAUUUGGAACUUCUCAACACAGAACAGAGGUAAUGUGGGAAUUCCCUUCUUCCUUUCCACAAAGGCCAAAGAGACAAGAUGGCAACAUAAGAAAAAGGGAAGCUUUGGGAGAAAACUGGAAGCCAGGAAGAAUUGAUGGAGACUGGGGACUCAACUAAAGGAAACUGAAUAAUGGGCUGAAUUCCCCUAACUAGGGGAAAGACUAAAAAGUUUAUGGAAGGAGAAGCAAUAUUGUAGAGGAGCUAGAGUGCUAGACUCCUCACUUCUAAGUCAGGGAGAAGAGAGAUCAACAGCCCCCUCAGGGACUUUACUGCUGGGUAACCCUAAGUCACAACAUUCUCUGAGUCUUAUUACUUUUGAAAGAUGAUGGUGUUAGACUCAGUGUCCUUCAGGAUCCCUUCUUUUUCUAAGUCUAGGUUCCUAUAACCCAACUAGGAAGAGUCUAAUAGAGUAAAGUUGGCUUAGACAUGGACCAGCAAAUAAGAACCAUGACUUUUGGGUUGAGAUUAGACACAGAUCAGGAGUGAGUUUACCAACACCACAACCAAGUUGCAGUUCCUUCUUUGGGAUAUGAAAAUAUAUUGGGGUUUUCAGAUGGCUAACAGGAGGGAGAGUGUUGGAAGAGGCUAAUGAAAUAAGAAAGGCUUCAGGAAAGACCCACCAGAUCUAUCCUCCGCUAGUAUGGACUCUCCCAUCCUUUGGGACAGAGGGAGACUGCAUCAGGGGCUCCUAACUGCAAUCCCCAGAGGGAUUAUAACAUUUCUUCCUCCUUAAUAUCUUUAGCUAUCAUCAGAAUAGAAUUGAUCUAUAAUUGGUGACUUGGAAAAGGUGUCUAGGUCGAUCUAUAAAACUCUUAG